UUUUUUUUUCUGUAUUGGCGCCGGGACAAAACCUUACUGUCUGUGGAGAGGAAUAAAGGAUCUCCUGGAUCGGACUCAAAUCAUAUGUAUCGACGCCCUGGUAGUGCAUCAACAUCGCUUCUCAGCUCCCUCAUCACCAUCAGGCGAGCUUCAUUCAUCUUCUUUCUUAGACAUUCAUUCCAUCUCAUUCGAUUAUUAUAAACGUCCAGCUAAACUCUUCUGCUGUUGACUGCCGUCAUUUUGGAAAAAUUGUGAACACUCCUCAAAGAGCCCUUGAAGGCAGACCCCUAUCCUCCUGUCCACCGCGAAGAGUCCUCGUCGACAAAGAACAAUCAAUCUUUUAGCUCCCCGUCUGGAUCAGCAGAGUGGACAUUAACAGCUGUUCAACCUUGGUCAAGAUACAACAAAGGCGAGAAAGGAUUAAAGCAAUCAGAGAUCUACUACAUCAUGGCCGUCAAUAACCCAUCCCUAUCACCACCAGCACAACAGCAACGAACGACAGAGAUAUCGAGUUCACAGCUAACAAAUCCCCCGACCACCCAUCUCGCCAUGGAAGCACCGAAUAACUGGCUGGAGCCCUCAAUGGAUGCCAACUCUACGCUCAGCUCUCAGACGGAUACUAGAAUUUCGAAUGACGAUGAUGCCAUCGCACGCCAUAAACACUAUCUCCAAUACCACCAGGACAUCUUCAACCACCAACAACAGCAAGCGGACGCCGACCGCUGUCUCGACCUUAACAUGUCUCGAUGCAUGUCUCCGCCAAUAUCUUGCCGAGUGCGAUCUGUUUCUUCGCCGGCCCUUUCACAAUCGCUCACUCCUCGGCCACUCCGGGUGAGGGCCAGGAGUUGCCUUGCUGUCCAACCAGAAGAGGAGAUCACAGAUCAUAUUGAUACCUUUGAUUAUGGGCCACGCGCUAUCGACGAGGAAGAGAUUGCACUGGAGUACGGCGCAAGGCUGGCUGCAGCCCGGGCUGUGUCUAUCCAUGGAGCUGCUCGUAUCGGGAGUGGAUCAAAUGUUUCUCAGGAUCUGGGGGCCGCCUUUGACCAAGAGGAAGAGGAGAUCGAGAUCGAGGACGAAAAUGACAACUGUCUAUCGGGCCUAUGUAUCCCUCAGUCGCGGUUUUUUCUGACAAGUGUGAUAUGUAGCAACACCAUGACUCGGGAUGGACUCGGUAAAGGGGGACCAACUUGAGGAAGCAAGCGGAUGAUGGUUUUGCGCCAGAGAAUGGCUAUUGACU
Gamsiella multidivaricata is the source of this 1237-nucleotide messenger RNA. RefSeq lists its product as uncharacterized. Lineage: Eukaryota; Fungi; Mortierellomycota; Mortierellomycetes; Mortierellales; Mortierellaceae. The coding region runs from base 448 to 1191 and encodes 247 amino acids. The transcript has a single exon. The record is from RefSeq and is a predicted model, not a curated record.